UUCCAGGGCUCAAUCUCCUAGUACAAUGGCUAUAAAAUGGCAUCGAGAUUGCGACUUCAUUAAGGGCGGGAAACCUGGGGCACCCUUUUAAAUCCUCUGAUUCCUGGGAGAAGAGCGAAACCUUACCACAAAGGAAGUAAACAAAGUACUACGCACAGUUGUCUAUGCGCCCCCUACCCCGGUCCUCACCAGCCAACACCACACCCUUCGUAUGAGAGGGCUGUGACUUUUUAGUUCAUACAGUGAUGCAACCAUAGACCUAAUUACCAAUGGCCAAGGAAAGCGCUCCUCCUCCAGAUCUCCAUGGCAUAAACCUCAUCAGAAACCCGAGCAGAAGAUUUCCCGGUGGAAGAAAACUCGCGCUGAUACUAAGCGCGGUCGUAUUCGUUCUUGUUUCAUCGGCGUACUAUCCUGGGCAGGUUUUCUAUGGCUCUACAGAGCCAACUCAUAAUUCUCAUCAGACGGCCAACGCCGGUCACGAAGACAAUGAACUAGACUGCAAUCUAUUCAAUGGCACAUGGGUCAGGGAUUUGGAACGCCCAACCUACACUAACGUGACAUGCCCAAGCAUGCCAGAUUCAAAGAACUGUGCGAAGUAUGGAAAGCAAAUGGAUUAUGUAAACUGGAGGUGGAAGCCACAGGGCUGUGAUAUGGCAAGGUUUCAACCUCAACUAUUCUUAAAUAUUGUCCGAGGGAAAACAUUGGCUUUCGCCGGGGAUUCAAUUGGACGGAACCAGAUGGAGUCACUCCUCUGUUUAUUGUCUCAGGUAGAAGCUCCAACAAAAGUUCACAGCGACACUAAGGAUAAAUUUGUUACAUGGCACUUCAGAUAUUAUAACUUCACUCUCAUGGCACUGUGGACCAAAUUUCUAGUAGAGGAUUCUCAAAGAGAGAUCAACGGGACAUUAGUUGAAUCGCAUGAUAUGCACUUAGAUAAACUUGAUGCGAGAUUAGCUGCAAACUUGCAUGAGAUCAAUAUCUUAGUUGUAUCUAGUUCACGUUGGUUCUUCAGAAUAAAUUAUCUCUACGAAGAUGGGAAACUCAUCGGUUGCAUAUACUGCUCAGAGGAUAACAUCACAAGCUUCAGCGCCAUUUCAGCUAUUCAGAGGGUGUUUAGGACGGCCAUCAGUAACUUGAAUAGCCGCCGAGAAUCCAGAUUGCAGUUAACAGUGGUAAGGACAGCAACACCGGCACAUUUUGAAAAUGGCCAGUGGAAUACUGGAGGAACAUGCAACAGAACUGAGCCAGUGGGAGAAGGAACAGCAAUAACCAGUACAAUUGAAUGGGAAAUAAGAAAUGUCCAGGUUGAGGAAGCCAACAGAGCACAAAAGGAGAAAAAACAAAAGGGAAGGAUGAAUAUCGAGAUCCUAGAUAUAACCAAACUUAUGUCUAUGAGGCCCGAUGCACACCCAGGUAUCCAUUGGAAUAACGAGUGGAUGAGGGGUUACAGUGACUGUUCGCAUUGGUGCCUGCCAGGACCAAUUGAUAUAUGGAAUGAGCUAUUACUUGCUGUGCUUAACAAAUAUAGGAAAAACAUGGAAGACCAAUGAUGCAAGGACUUCCGCUAAUCCAUAAGAUCCCAGAGAGUCUCUCUUUUCCUUCUUUUUACUAUACCAAAGUCAAACCUCAUUUCUCUGUUUUUUGCAUCAGUUUCUAUUAGAUUCAGAAAGAUGAUAUAUGUGUACGGUAAUGACCUGUACACAUGAUCAGUAGAUCGUGUGUGGAAAGUUUACGAACGACAGAACCAGAAAAUCUACCUACUCCAAGGCACAUUAGAUUAAUUAAUUUCUUCAUC
Molecule: messenger RNA, 1795 nt
Organism: Hordeum vulgare subsp. vulgare (domesticated barley)
Lineage: Eukaryota; Viridiplantae; Streptophyta; Magnoliopsida; Poales; Poaceae
Product: protein ALTERED XYLOGLUCAN 4-like
Exons: 3
Coding region: 270-1550 (426 amino acids)
Cellular component (GO): Golgi apparatus
Molecular function (GO): O-acetyltransferase activity
Source: RefSeq, a predicted model, not a curated record